GUUCCCCCUAUACGCGCAUAUCAUGUAAACUUAUUUCAUUCCUCCGUGUAUGAUGACAGCUCUACUACUACAAAUAGUAAUUGAUACCUUUGACAAUACAGGACCGUCUAUGCUGCUCAUAUGAAAAGAACGAGAAGCUACAAUGAAUUUUAUCACGAUGAUCAUCAUGGAGGUCAGUACGCUUUAAAAUUUAGGAUACAGAAAUUGGUGGAGGAAAGAGAGGCCCAAAUUUUGCAGCUAAAGGAAGAAUACUUUCAGAUUUUAGACGAUCUAGAAACUUUCUAUGCCGACCAAUCACAACAGCUUUGUUCAUGGCUAUGGAGUCAUACUCAAAGCAGGAUUGAAUUCAUCAGCAAAAAGGUUGAAGAACGCAUAAAAGAAGAGCAUAAUUGUGGUGGGGUCAGACUAGAACACAAGAAGGUGUGCCUGUAGAGUGUUCCAUUAGAAUCAUUCGUCUAUCUUUAUUACAAAUUA
Messenger RNA from Pichia membranifaciens NRRL Y-2026, 474 nucleotides. RefSeq lists its product as hypothetical. NCBI's taxonomy places the organism in Eukaryota, Fungi, Ascomycota, Pichiomycetes, Pichiales, Pichiaceae. The transcript has a single exon. The record is from RefSeq and is a predicted model, not a curated record. The coding region runs from base 121 to 432 and encodes 103 amino acids.